This is a messenger RNA of Macaca mulatta (Rhesus monkey), 3286 nucleotides long. The record is from RefSeq and is a predicted model, not a curated record. Lineage: Eukaryota; Metazoa; Chordata; Mammalia; Primates; Cercopithecidae.
CCUGCUCUGCCGCUGGGAACUUCCGCAGAGCCCAGGGCCCUUCGCUGCCAGUCUGCUCCCCACUCUCUGUCCCAAGUGGUUCCAGGCGCUGGACCCUUAGGCUUCGUCUGGAGUCCCAUCCUCCACCCCAGGAGAGGUUGGCUCGGCCUGGCUGGUGCAGGCGGGUCCAGCCCAGGCACAGACACGCAGAUGCAGUCUCUAGGGCUGCUCCUUAGCCUCCUGGGUUAGCAGCCCGGAGCCACCUGCGCUCCCUGCACGCAGCCCCCACCUCGCCGAGAAAGCCGGGGCUGAACGGGUAGGGGGCGGGGAGGGGACGAGGGUCACGGAGGUGAGGACCUCCUUUCCCCCAGCGGCAGGGGGAGAUCAGAGACACCACGGAGCACAGGUCAGAAACAAGGGAGUAGAGAGGUCGGAGCCAGAGACUCGAGGCAGGGAGGAGCGAGGAGUCUCGGGCCCAGAGUGUGGGGGUGGAGGGCAGGCCCCCUGCUUCUCCUUCCAAUCUCUGCUUCUCCCGGGAACCCCCUCCGCCCUCCCUGGGGCCCCGGCUCUUCCCCUCCCCCCAGACCCUGCACCCUCUGCGGAUUGGUCCUCGGCCUGCUGGGGGGCGGGGCCCGAGGGCCCUGACGUCACUGGCCGAGGGGGGCGGGCGGCUGGAGGAGGGGCUGACGGGGCCCGGCUCAGCACCUCGGAGAGCUCCCUCCCCGGCCUUGUUUUGCUCUGGCAUCGCUGCCGGGGGAGGGAGCGAGGGGGCCGGGCACCAGGCGCAGAGGCAGGGGAAUGGCCAUGGAAGGGUUGAGGGGCCGCGGCGGACAGAGGGCCCAGCCGUGAUCCAGCGACGGGUUUGGGGCUCCGGGUGGGGUGGGGGGCAGCGGGCGGCGGCAGCAGUGGCCGCACAUCUGGAUGGAAGCGAGCUUUGUCCAGACCACCAUGGCUCUGGGGCUGUCCUCCAAGAAAGCAUCCUCUCGCAAUGUGGCUGUGGAGCGUAAGAACCUGAUCACCGUAUGCAGGUUCUCUGUGAAAACGCUGCUGGAGAAGUACACAGCGGAGCCCAUCGAUGACUCAUCAGAGGAGUUUGUCAAUUUCGCAGCCAUUUUAGAGCAGAUCCUCAGCCACCGCUUCAAAGCCUGUGCCCCAGCAGGUCCAGUGAGCUGGUUCAGCUCAGACGGGCAGCGGGGCUUCUGGGACUAUAUCCGGCUGGCCUGCAGCAAAGUGCCCAACAACUGUGUGAGCAGCAUCGAGAAUAUGGAGAACAUCAGCACAGCCCGGGCCAAGGGCCGGGCAUGGAUCCGGGUGGCACUGAUGGAGAAGCGCAUGUCAGAAUACAUCACCACGGCUCUGCGCGACACCCGGACCACCAGACGGUUCUACGACUCUGGAGCCAUCAUGCUGCGGGACGAAGCCACCAUCCUCACCGGAAUGCUGAUCGGACUGAGCGCCAUCGAUUUCAGCUUCUGUCUAAAGGGGGAAGUCCUGGACGGGAAGACACCCGUGGUCAUCGAUUACACGCCCUACUUAAAGUUUACACAGAGCUACGACUACCUGACCGACGAGGAGGAGCGGCACAGCGCCGAGAGCAGCACGAGCGAGGACAACUCGCCCGAGCACCCGUACCUGCCGCUCGUCACCGACGAAGACAGCUGGUACAGCAAAUGGCACAAGAUGGAGCAGAAGUUCCGCAUCGUCUACGCGCAGAAGGGCUACCUGGAGGAGCUGGUGCGUCUGCGCGAGUCGCAGUUGAAGGACCUGGAGGCGGAGAACCGGCGGCUGCAGCUGCAGCUGGAGGAGGCGGCGGCGCAGAACCAGCGCGAGAAGAGGGAGCUGGAAGGCGUGAUCCUGGAGCUGCAGGAGCAGCUGACAGGUCUGAUCCCCAGUGACCACGCCCCUCUGGCCCAGGGUUCCAAGGAGCUCACUACACCCCUGGUCAACCAAUGGCCCUCACUGGGAACGCUUAAUGGGGCCGAGGGCGCCAGCAACUCCAAGCUCUACCGGAGACACAGCUUCAUGAGCACGGAGCCCCUGUCAGCUGAAGCCAGUCUGAGCUCGGACUCCCAGCGCCUGGGAGAGGGCACACGGGACGAGGAGCCCUGGGGUCCCAUUGGAAGCUCAGAGCCAAAUUAGUGGCUCCCUUCGAGCGAAUGCCCAGGACUUCAACGCAUGCACUUUGUGUUGACCUCAUCCCUGGCUUCACCUUGGUUUUUCCCAUCCUAGUUCUCCCUAUGCCUGGAUAACCCGUCUUUUCUUUUUUAUAAGCAACCACACUGUAUUGGAUGACCCUAGACCUUCUUUGAGACAAGGCAGGCUGUGGCCAUGUAGCCCCAUCACACUGUUUGUGAUUGUCUGUGUGUCUGUCUCCCCCACCAGACUGUGAGCUCCGUGAGGGCAGGGACCGUGUCUUGUCCGUUCUCUGUAUCCCCAGUGCUUGGAACAGAGCGAGUGCUCACUGUGUAUUUAAUAAAUGGACAAAGAGAGAGGAUGACCCUCAGGGGGAGACAGAGACAUCAACUGACGAUUACAAUACAGUGUCCCCGGCGCCGUGCCUGGCACAGGCAGGUGCUUAACCAAAGUUUAACUGAAAAUGGCAAAUGCUCUGGAAUAUAUCAAGGUCCCCUGGGGGGUGACUUGAGGGCUGCCCUUUCACUGCCCACCCCUCUACCAACUCCCACACAUGCAGACUGGUUGCCCGGCCUCACCCGCCCUCUCUCCCCAGGGAAGGACCCCACGCCCUCCAUGCUGGGCCUCUGCGGCUCCCUGGCCUCCAUUCCCAGCUGCAAGUCCCUGGCGAGCUUCAAAUCCAACGAGUGCCUGGUGAGCGACAGUCCCGAGGGCAGCCCGGCACUGAGCCCCAGCUGAGGAACGGCAUGGGCAGUGCUAGCCCCACCUGCCAGGGGCCAUGGACACCUGCCACCCUUCUUCAACAAGAGUCCCCCAGUCCAGGCUACCCUUGCAGAGAACGCUGCCCACCAAGCCAGGGUUCUCUCGGGGAAGAUCCCCUCUACUCACCUUAGCUUCCUUGCCUGUGGCAGCACGGGCUGCGGAGGAAAGCAGGCUGAGCCAGGAGGCAGGGGUGCCCAAGCCGCAGGGACCCCUGGGGAAGCCUGCUCCAUUCUUCUGGUGACCCUGGCACUCCCUCACUCAUCUCCCCUUCCCCCUCAGGAGCUGGUGGCCCAGUUUCCACACCCCCACAGCCUGUCCAUCUGUCCCUGUGUAUGCCCUGGAGUCACUCCUUCCUCAGCCCCCAGGGCAGGAGCUCUGCGGGGGAUCAGGCAAAUAAAAACCAGAGGACUGA